Messenger RNA from Heterocephalus glaber (naked mole-rat), 2768 nucleotides. It is a transcript of the gene Tp53i11, whose product is annotated as tumor protein p53 inducible protein 11. Lineage: Eukaryota; Metazoa; Chordata; Mammalia; Rodentia; Bathyergidae. The record is from RefSeq and is a predicted model, not a curated record.
GGGCUCCUCCGGCCACGGGGACAGCGGGGUCCUCGAGCGCGCAGCCGGGCGCCGGGACAGCGGGGCACUUUCGGGAGCUCCUCCAGCCGCGCAGGACGCGGUCCGCUGCCCCUUGCGCGUGUCCCCCGCGCGCUCUGCUCCCCUUGACUCGAUUUCCCUGAGCUUGGCUUCUGCCUGCGUCGCCUCCUUCCUCUGGGACUGUUUACUGGCUCUCGGGCUCGCGCACUCUGCUUCGGAGCUAGAGAGAAACACAGCUCGAAGCUGUUUCUCUCCGGCCGGCCGGGGUCUCCGGCGUCGGCGCUCGGUUCUGUCCCCUCCCCCCUUCCCCACCGCACCCCCUCUCGCCUUUGUUUCCCGGCCGGAGGAGCUCGCGGUGCAAACUUGCGAGUUCCGCGGGCUGCGCCCCCUCAGGGCCGUGGGGCGAGGCGGUGGCGGAGUUCCGGUCGCCCCCAAGUCUGGCGUGACCUGCCGGUAGAGGGGCGGGAGGCCGGCCAGGAGCAGCCGGGGGAUCAGAAAGUGGGGGAGUGUCUGGACCCCGGAGACUGUGCCCCUUAGACCAGGACCCGCACAGCGCCUGGCUCACAGUAGCCCCUCUGCCGGGCUCCGGGACGCGAUGGCGGCCAAGCAGCCCCCGCCUCUCAUGAAGAAGCACAGCCAGACGGACCUCGUGAGCCGCCUGAAGACUCGGAAGAUCCUGGGCGUGGGCGGAGAGGACGAUGACGGAGAGGUGCACCGCUCCAAGAUCAGCCAGGUCCUGGGCAACGAGAUCAAGUUUGCCGUCCGGGAGCCCCUGGGGCUGAGGGUCUGGCAGUUCGUGUCCGCUGUGCUGUUCUCCGGCAUCGCCGUCAUGGCCCUGGCCUUUCCUGAGCAGCUCUACGAUGCUGUCUUCGACGGAGCCGAGGUCACCAGCAAGACCCCCAUCCGCCUCUAUGGGGGCGCCCUCCUCAGCAUCUCCCUGAUCAUGUGGAAUGCACUCUACACGGCUGAGAAGGUCAUCAUCCGGUGGACGCUGCUCACGGAAGCCUGCUACUUCGGAGUCCAGUUUGUGGUGGUCACUGCCACGCUGGCCGAGACGGGCCUGGUGUCGCUGGGGACCCUGGUGCUCCUGGCCAGCCGCUUCCUCUUCGUGGUCAUCAGCAUUUACUACUAUUACCAAGUCGGCCGGAAGCCCAAGAAAGUCUAGCAGGUCCAGGGACCUGCGCAUGCUGGGCCCGGGCAGCUCUGGGGCAUCUGUUCCCCCUUGGGUCCUGGAAGGCAGCCCCCCAUCCUGCCCCAGUGCCCGCAGGCAGGCAAGGUGAGCCCCUUCCCUCCUGGGCUUCCAGGCUCACAGGCCAGUUGGGGAGAUGGGCAUCUGCACCCCACUUCCUUACCCUACACAGGGACGGCCCCUUUUCUGGGAUCCAGAGCCCCUCCACAGGUCCCGACCGGAGAGCAGAGUCUGAGGUGUGCCAGGGAGCCCUCUCUUUCUUGUGAGAGCCUACACACUGCCCCCAGCACCCCUCAGAACUGCCCUGUAUGUCUGGACAACCCUAGAGCAGGACCCUGAUCCCCCACCCGCAGCCUGGGCACCCCACGUGCGGGGCCCCUGAGUACCAAGCACACGGGCACACGCCCUUCCCAUGCCCGGCCGAGGCAGCUGGCCCAGAGUUGGCACCUCCCUCGGGCCCACCUGCACAGACUUCCUGUCCCCACCCAGACCCCUCCUCCAACUGGCCGGGUGCGGAGGGGCCUGAGCUCCCUAGCCUGGAAAGGGACACAGAUGGCAGCAGGGGAGCGGUCUGAGGUGAUAGGUGGUUUUGGAGAUGAAGAACAGUUGUUUCCCCUUGUCCCUGUCCCAUCCUCCAGGGCCUGGUUCCCCUCUGGCUGCCCCCUCCCUGGGGACUGAACCCCUGGCCACCUCCAAGGCUGGCUGGGCAGGGUUUUGUGCCCCUCCACAGUGGGGUGAAUAGAAGUGAUUAAGCCAGCCACUUCCUGUCACCUCCCCUUCUCCAAGACAUGGCAGGGCAAGAGGAGACCUUCCCAUCUGCAGCCAGUGACAUGUGCAUGCCUGGUGGAGGAGUGGUUCCACCAGUUACGCAGCUGAGAGGCCUGGCAGGGCCUGAGCUUGCACUGGGCCGAGCAGCAUGGAGCAUGGACUUGGGAGGCCCCUCUUGCCUGGCAUGCUCUGGACGCUCGUCCCUGGAGCCCCACUGCUCUCUGCCAAGCCCUGGGCAGGCAGGAGCCACUGUCUCUUCUGCCAGCGGGCAGUGCCUGCAGCCAAAGCCCCAGACCCAUCUGUGCCAGGCCUUGAGGCCCAGCUGCCCCUCAGUGGGGUGACACGUGGCUGCUGUCCGGCACACUGAGGUUGCCUGGGCAGCAGCCCUGCACGGGGCAUUUGGUGGCUGAGACAGCCAAUCCCACAGCUGUGAGGGACAGCAAGGUGUUGUGGCCCCUGCCUCUGGAGCGGUACAGGGUCCUGGGCUGCCCAAGCCCUGGCAGACGUGUGGGGAUGGAGGACAUUAAGGCAGGGAGGACUGGAGGUUGGAAGGAGGCAGUGGCGCAGGGCAGGGCACCCCGUGCCUGGGGAGGGAGCCAGGCAGGCCCCCCACUGCCACUGGUUUGGGGCGCCCUGGCCAGCCCCUCCCCUCAGAGCCCAGCACCCUUUAUCCAGCUUUGGCCACCACUUGGCCACCCCACUCCUGAGUCAGGACCACCUUUAUUCACGGUCACUAUUUAUUCCUCGUUCCUUCUUUUUGUAAGAAACAGUCACAAAAACCAGUGCAAAACCA